Molecule: messenger RNA, 798 nt
Organism: Microdochium trichocladiopsis
Lineage: Eukaryota; Fungi; Ascomycota; Sordariomycetes; Xylariales; Microdochiaceae
Exons: 2
Coding region: 1-798 (265 amino acids)
Source: RefSeq, a predicted model, not a curated record
AUGCCAUCCGACAACAUAUACAGUGGGUAUUACGCCAACCCAGGCCGCUCGCUGCACGAGCACCUCAACCCACCACCGCCGCUGCGGCAGAAGUACCGGCACUACCCGAGCUGGGACUGGCAUGUCAACGACCACGAGCAGCGGCCCAGGCACAAGGCCAAAGUGAAGAAUGCGCGGGCCAAGGGGGAACGGUACGACCCGUGGAGAGGCGAGUAUGCGUACUCGGACCAGUUCUGCCUGCCACCGCUGCAGGUCGAGCCUUCCAAGGGUUCCUGGGUCGUGCGGCUGCUGAUCCUCGCGCUGGCGUUUGCGAUGCUCUGCUUGUUGUGCAUUGGUCAUUUCUGGGACUGGUGGAAGGUCUGGCAUGGCGGUAUGGCCACGCUGUUCACCGUCGCAAUUUCCGCGACCCUCAGCAUACUUACCUGGCUGCCCCAACCAAGAAACAAGUACGGCGAGAUCCUAUCAUUCUUCAUGCUCAUCGCCAACUUCGGCAUCACGGGGUUCCUGACCUGGGAGAUCCUCACGAGUCCAAAGAACACCUAUCUCGUGGGCAUCAAACAGAACGACGAGGCCUACUGGCGCAGACUUUACGUCGUGGCCAUCGCGCAGUGGCUCUACUCGACCCUGUGGAUCGUCAUCGUGUUCCGGGCUCGGUAUGUUGUCAAGUUCUGGCUGUCCGAGAUGAUGAACCCGGCGAGCCUGUUCAGGAGACACGCAAGGGGGAGGUCCUCGUCGGGGGCAGACACGGACCUACUCCCGGCACCAGCCACCGGACGCCGGGCUAGGCGCUCAAGAUAA